GCAGUUGACGAUCAGGGUUGCAGCGAACAGGAAUGAUCCCUGCGCAUCGCACCGCUACUUUGGCCCUUCUUCCUCUUCCUACUCAUUUUUGUUCGUCCACUUCUUCUGCGUCUUCCAGCUGGAUUCUCCACGCCCGCCCGGCCUUGCAUGCAGGUCUUAGCUGUGAUGUACCUAGGGAGCCAGCGCCCCAAAAGUCCUCGACGCCCAUGUCCGUGCCUUGGUGUGUUGUUGUUGUUUAGACGCGAGCACAGUGGUGAGCAGCCGCAUUCCUACCGUGGCUACUCUCGGUCGCCAAUGCGAACAUCGCCGUUGUGCCCACGGCAGGGCGACAGGGCGAUAGUGGGGGAGAGUUUUGGUCUAGCGAGCUGCAAUGAUGGACUCAGCACACGCGGUGCCUGUUUCUCUGGCAAUCAGACGUCGGGGAUGUCGGCAAACCAGGUACAGUCUAGGUGGAUAUCGAGUGCUUCACGGCUGUUCAUCCAGCCUCGUUUGCAUAGGAAGCUCGUUCGGCCCUUGCACACGGACGUUGAUAUUGCCAUAACCGGAUCGGGUUGCCGAAUCACGGAAAGAAUCGAUUUGAAUGAACACUCGCAGCAAGACUAAUUUCGGCAUGAAACUGGUAGAUGACUUGGAACCAGAUUCGAGACAUGCUUGUUAUUUCCGACUAGCUCUGGAAAGCGCCACCAUCAGCCACGAAGCGACGUUGGAAAACAGUGGUCAUUCCUCGGUCAUUUCUGGUAACCUGGGGAGAUAUUCGCUUAACGGCGAGAAGAGUUUAAAGCUAGGAUGCCGAGGCUGGGGAAACCACGCCCAUCCCUGGAUGUGGCUUCGAGCUGUAGAAUCGAUCGCGUCCUUGGUUAGGAGCACCGUAG
Messenger RNA from Colletotrichum phormii, 872 nucleotides. RefSeq lists its product as uncharacterized. The record is from RefSeq and is a predicted model, not a curated record. NCBI's taxonomy places the organism in Eukaryota, Fungi, Ascomycota, Sordariomycetes, Glomerellales, Glomerellaceae. The coding region runs from base 148 to 603 and encodes 151 amino acids. The transcript has a single exon.